Gastrolobium bilobum is the source of this 1329-nucleotide messenger RNA. RefSeq lists its product as uncharacterized. NCBI's taxonomy places the organism in Eukaryota, Viridiplantae, Streptophyta, Magnoliopsida, Fabales, Fabaceae. The record is from RefSeq and is a predicted model, not a curated record. Bases 1 to 1329 code for a protein of 442 amino acids. The transcript has a single exon.
AUGGCAGCUCAAUAUCCACCGGCAGAGGAGUUGAUGGAGUCAGUCUUGGCCCCACAAUUCACAAGGCCAAACUCGAGCAUUGUCAAGCCACCAAUUAAUGCCAAUAACUAUGACAUGCAGCCAUCACUAAUCACGUUGGUGGAGAAAACUCAGUUUGGUGGGGAAGACUAUGAAGAUCCUCACGACUUCAUAGACAGAUUUUUAAGGAUCUGUGAUACAACUAAGCACAACAGAGUGACAGAUGAUGCAAUCAGACUCCGACUGUUCUCGUUUGCUUUGACCAGGAGAGCUCUCAAAUGGUUAGAUCGACAGGCUCCUAAUAGUAUCCGCACAUGGGACGAGUUAGCGGCCAAAUUCUUUGCUGAGCACUUUUCCAUGGAAAAGUACAAUAAGUUGGUGAAUGAAAUCACCAAUUUUACUCAACAACUAGAAGAGACCUUAUGUGCAGCCUGGACCCGAUUCCAGGAGUUGAUCAGAAAAUGCCCACAAUAUGACUUGCCGGAGGGAAAGAAAGUCAGAGUCUUCUAUAAUGGGAUGACACCAGAAUGCAGAAUGGUUGUCAAUGGUGCAGCCAGUGGAACCAUAGGGAAGAAGACAGCAGCUCAAACCUUAGAGCUGAUUGAUUUUAUGGCAAGGAAGGAAAAUGCAUCUAUGACUGCCCAACCUGUUCAGCCCAAGAAAGGAAUCUUACAAUUGGGGAGCAAUGAUGCAUCACUAGCUGAGCAAAAGGCGAUCUCUCAACAGCUAGCCAGUUUGAACACCAAGCUAGAUAAAAUGCAGAUCUCAACAACUAAAGUUAAUGUAUUCAACUGUGAGUACUGCAAAGAGCCGCAUGAUACUAAUGAGUGCCCGACACUCAAUGGAGCUAAACCAUUCCAAGUCAAUGGAGUGUGGUAUGAUCCAAGGCCACCACAGAAUACCCAAAGUUACCAGAGGAAUCAGAAUGGCAGCCAAGUGAGCAACUUUCAGAGGAGAAAUCAAGGGGGAGGCUUGGAUUAUAAAUCCAACAAUUACCUGCAACCUCCUUCUCUUCCACAUAAAGAGCCAUCAGAGUUGGAGAAGGCAAUGCUGCAGCUUGCCAAGACUACAAAUGAUCACAUGCAGAAUACUGAUGCCUUCAUGAAUGAGACAAGAGCUUAUCACAAGAACCAAGAUGCUUCCAUCCAGAAUUUGGAGACUCAGAUAGGUCAGUUAUCUAGACAGUUAGCUGAAAGAGUUCAAGGGCAGUUUCCUGGAGAUACUAUUGUGAAUCUUAAGGCAGACUGCAAAUCCAUUUUAACUAGAAGUGGAAUUGUUAUUACUCCUCAAGACAAGCCAAAAGUGGUUUAG